CACCAUGACACCAGCCUCAGCAGAUAGCUCUGAUGGCAGUGAAAGGUGGUGCACAGAGUUGAGCCAAAGUUAUUGUAGCUCUGGUUUGGACUACUUAGAAGAUACCUUUGAGUCCUUCAGUGAAGAGGAAGAAGACUGCUGGCAGGAAGAGAGUAAACCAUCUGAAUCAUGUUCCACAGAGGAUUUAGAGGGGUCUGCUGUGUCAGAUAUGUUGGAAGGACAAGAUUGUGCAGAAAUGACUGAGCUAUUAGAUGGAGAACUGGAUGCUCUCAGGGCUUUUUGCACCCUUAAGAUAAGCAGCAUGUGUCGGCAACUCAUCUCUGAGCAGGCAGAGGGUGGCAAGGCAAGGAGGCUGCAGCAUGGAUUCACAGCAAAGAAACCCCAGACAAGUGGCUCCAAUCUCAUCAUUCCUGCUCAGCUGAUGAACAGAAUCCACCUGGAAAAUAUCCGAGAGACAGUUAAGCAGGUGACAGAAGCUGAAAUCCACCGACCUUCAGUGUGCCCAGACUGUCAGAAGAAGGAAGCAGAGCUAGCCAAGGUUGCCUUCCUCAGAAGAAAGAAGGUGCUGAUGGAAAGUGCUUUAAUCCAGGAUAAACUGGAAGAACAGAUUUACACCAGAGAUGUGAUUACACUUCUAGGAGAAGCAGUCAGAGACCUUCCCAAACCUUCAGAGGAUCCCAAGAGCUUAUGGCAAAGGCUGAAAUGUCCGAAGAUGUAAGGCCUGAAAGUAGUAAAGAUAACUCAAGGACAUAAAGAACUGGGAGAGUCUGGUACUGAAUGCCAAUGAUGGUGGUUAUAACCUGCUCUGGCAGUGAUGAAUUGGGUGGUGGUGCAAUGCUCUUGCAGGUGGAACCAGAUAUGCCCAGACUGCUGGUGUCUGGGAUGUGAGUCAACUUCUUCAUCCUUCCCAAAUGCAAAUAUUGCAAUUGAACCACACACUUCUGCCAAAUUACAGGAGCCAACACCUCCUAUUAUUAAUCUGACAAGUAAUAAGUAUUGUUUUUUCCUGGGAUGGCUUCUGGGAUUUCAGAGCAGCUCACAGCUGCUUCCAUCCAUAAGGAAAUGAUUCCAUUUUUCAGGCCAGGGAGGUAUAAUUACUGGCUUUCAGCUCAAUUUUUGCCCACUGUCUCAUGUUAAAUUGAGAGUGAGAGCCCCAGGUGGAGGAGAAAAAAGAAGGUUGCAAAGGAACUCUAGGAAGGAGUAAAAUGAAAUGGGGUAUUUAUAGACCUGGAAUAAUGAGACUAUAACAGAAAUUAAUCAGCAAGGCUGCAGAUGCCAACAGGACGUGAAAUGAUAAUAAAUUAAUCAUAGAACCUAUGUAGGAUAGGUGUCCAGGAGGAGAAACAACAAGAUUGAAAAACAUAGAAUAAAAUUGGAAUAAGAUGCUAAAUAAUAUUUUUGACCUGUUUUUAAUCUACUUUGGAAUCAGUUGUAGAGUUCUGUGAUUUUUUUUUCAAGUGGCAAAGUGACUCUCUUUCAAAGAAUGGAUCUUCACAGCCCAGACCCAACUGUGUCCUGAGCUGAUCCCCAGCAGCAUGGGCAGCAGGUGGAGGGAGGGGAUUCUGCUCCUCUUCUCUGCUGAGACCCCACCUGCAGUGCUGGGGCCAGUUCUGGAGUCCUCAGCACAGCAGAGACAUGGAGCUGUUGGAGCAGGGCCAGAGGAGGCCACAGCAAUGAUGGGAGGGCUGGAAGCCCUCUGCUAUAAGGUCAGGCUGAGAGGGCUGGGAUUGUUCAGUGUGGAGAAGGCCCUAGAGAAACCUUCUGAUGGCCUUUCAAAACUUCAAGGGACCAAUCAGAAAGCUGUGGACAGACUUUUGAGCAGGGUCUGUGGU
Messenger RNA from Dryobates pubescens (Downy woodpecker), 1832 nucleotides. It is a transcript of the gene C18H8orf48, whose product is annotated as chromosome 18 C8orf48 homolog. Bases 5 to 718 code for a protein of 237 amino acids. The record is from RefSeq and is a predicted model, not a curated record. Lineage: Eukaryota; Metazoa; Chordata; Aves; Piciformes; Picidae. The transcript is spliced from 4 exons.